AUGGCCCCUGUUACCCGAAGAACCGCUUCCGCGAUCUCUGGAAAUGCUAGUGGAGAAGAGAAUCCACAAGUGUUGCCUGGGGCCGAAAAUGUUGUAGAUAAGAAUCCGGCUGAUGGAUCUCAGGGAUCUGCAGCAGAUUCACCUGCUACUGAUUCUGGGGAUAACAUUAACCAAGGAGUUAAUGAGUCCCUUUCUGGGCCCCCAGGGGCCUCUGGUGGUGAUAAGGUCCUUUGGAAAGAUCAAAGUGGGAACUUGCUUGUUGAUACUGCGGCUAAGGAUAAUGCUGGCGAGAACAAGGAUACUGAGUCCAGUGGUUUGUCUUCCUCGAGUGAUGAGAAUCCCACGGACGAAUCUGGUGAAGCUCUUUUGAAAACGCCCGCGCCGUCGGUCACACCUGGUCCGGCUCCCCCGAACACCCCUAUUGACUUGGAUGAUGGGGUGGGUGCUGGUGAUCAGGCCAAUGCAUUGAAAGAUAAGGAGGUGCCAAAAAAUGUGGCUGGGCAUGUUGCGGGGGGCGGCACUGAUGUCUCAACUAACGGUGCGGGAGCGUCUGCCCUUGGCACUGGUGAAUCUGGCAACAUGGGCUCCACCAUCCCCACGCUCAAGCCGGAGACCCCGUUGGAUGAAGUCAAAGACCUUCACAAGAGCUACUCUUUGACUAAAGCGGCGAUUGAGGCCUCAAUAGCUUCUCACGUUUCGGAGACUUCGCCAUUGCUCAAAAGCUUUGCUGAGACUUUCCUGAAGGGGUUGAAUGCCUUCUUGGACGAGUGCAGCUCUAGGAUUGCAAAGGCCGAGACCGAGGGGAUCAGCCUUAUCGAGAUGGUUGAUUUGACGUUGGACGAUACUGACAUUGAAAAGAUCAAGGCGCCCAAGAGGAAAAGGACUGGUUUGGAUUCUUUGAAGUUCAACAAGUUUCCUCGAUUAAACACGGCAGCCGAUGGUCCAUCCGACAGACAUAUGUCUGAUUCUGAACCAGAGGGGCUUUUUGGCUCUCGUUCCCCUACGCCCCUGCCUGCUGGUCAAGCUCCCAAGAAGAAUCUGGCACGUGUGGAGUCGGCUGUCUCUCAAUCGUCUACGGCGGCUCAUGGGGCUCAGUCUCAGACAUCAACAGGCCCACCCGGUUCGCAGGCACCUCAUCCUCAUUCGUCUCAGUCUCAGUCUGCGCCAGCACCAUCUCAAUCUCAACCUCCAGCCUCUCAAGCUACGACGGUCGAGACUUCUCAGGAUGGGGAAAAAACUUGGAAGAAGGUUCCUGAGAGGUUCACAGACCCCCUUUCUUAUCAAGAAUUUAUUGUGGAGAAGAAUCAGUUUGUGCUAGCACUCGACAUCUCGGCUAUGAAGCAUACAAUUUCUAACUUGAAGAAAAACGUCCGGGACAUCAGCGAGAAUAUCCAUGGCCACAUUGCGAAAAUAAUCGGUCACAAUGUCAAAUUCUACCUCGAGCACGGUGGUUACAAGGUCGGCAGCUUCAAGUUGAAGACGACUUCGCCGGAGUUGGUUGCCUUGUGUUCCAUGGCUUGCACAAAGGAGUUUCAGUCGGUUAUUAGGGCCUGCCCCCGUCUGAUCCAGCUGGAGGGGAACGAUCCUUUCUAUCAGUCAGGCGUCUUUAACUUCAAGACAAUAAAGGAACUAAGGACGUUUGCGGAGGCCAAGGAAACCGAGGGGUCUUGGAAGGCUCUGUUGACUAUGAUGUGUCGCUCGGCAGAUACGACCUCGGAGACGUAUUUCAAAGAUGAGCACGGUAUCAAGGCGUCGGUUAACCGUGUUCAUGCUCUUGUUGAGCGAUGCAUGGACCCACUCCAGAGUCACGUGGAGCCAACAAUCGACUCCACCAGCCCCCACGGUGGGUUUGAGCAGGCCCUGCAAUUUAUUGCAAAGAAGUGCGAGAUCCUUGGCGUCGGUGCGAACUCGACUUCCGGCUCGAAGGGAAACGGUCUUCAGUUCCUUCAAAAGCGGAUUUGGGAGACCCUCAUGGGGGUUCUCCUAAUGAAUUACAUGAACUAUCGGGAGGUUCAAACAAAGAAGAUUGCGCAAGAUGCGAACAUUGCGGCGGUUAAGGGGAAGGGCAUCGUCAAGAAGGACAUAGAGCUGAAGGAUCUCUACAAGAAUAUCGGGUUGACGAUGACGACGGCUCAAUGGGGGAAAAUGCGGCAGGGUGCUCUGGGCGCGGCUUCUAUCUUUCUGGCUUUUGGUCCGGUCGGUUGGUUUGGUUGUUUUGCUGAUACCAACAAAUUCAACCUGAAGAGUGUCUACGGGAUGAUCAACUUGGCUCGUCACAAGUCUGAUUGGAUCACAAAGUCCUCCCCUGCCAGUCCUGCGCCUCCUGAAGACUACAAAUCCAGCUCGGCUUGGUCGAACAUCUCGGCGCUCACAUAUUCCUGUCUCGAGUCCUUUGAAUACCAUCUCGAUGAAUCGGAGCGGACCGAGUAUCUGGACUGGUCUACUCUAAUUAAGGUGUGGAAUGAUAAGCUGACUAAUGAAGUGGUUUCUCAAGCGGCUCUGAUUGAUGUGGCUUCGGAGAUUGCAUCCCCCGGGAAGUCCCUAUCUUGGGAGGGGGUGCCAGCUAAGGAUGUCAUUAUCAGGCAGGGUUUAGUGUCUGAAUCCUUUCGCCUUGAGUGGGAGGACGGGCUGCGACUAGGCAUGGAUCUACCGGCCAUCGUACGACCGGAGGGGGCAACUUCGAAGAAGGCUUUCAAGAAGAAGAGGGUGCGCAACGUUACCGAGAAGGAGUUGGAGAAGGCGCGCCAGGCUCUCUUGAAGGAGAUUGAUCAGGAGUCCUUGGCCGAUGAUGAAGAGCAGGAUGAUGGGAGAGAUGACGAGGACGGUGGUGCAGAGGAGCGUGCACGUAAAAAGGGGGAGUCAUCCUUCAUCUUGAAUAGUGUUGGUGUCUCUCAAUGA
Puccinia graminis f. sp. tritici CRL 75-36-700-3 is the source of this 2898-nucleotide messenger RNA. RefSeq lists its product as uncharacterized. The transcript is spliced from 13 exons. Lineage: Eukaryota; Fungi; Basidiomycota; Pucciniomycetes; Pucciniales; Pucciniaceae. The record is from RefSeq and is a predicted model, not a curated record. Bases 1 to 2898 code for a protein of 965 amino acids.